This is a messenger RNA of Diabrotica virgifera virgifera (western corn rootworm), 1433 nucleotides long. Its product is annotated as 3-hydroxyisobutyryl-CoA hydrolase, mitochondrial. Gene Ontology annotation, molecular function: 3-hydroxyisobutyryl-CoA hydrolase activity. Gene Ontology annotation, cellular component: mitochondrion. Bases 146 to 1285 code for a protein of 379 amino acids. Gene Ontology annotation, biological process: L-valine catabolic process. Lineage: Eukaryota; Metazoa; Arthropoda; Insecta; Coleoptera; Chrysomelidae. The record is from RefSeq and is a predicted model, not a curated record. The transcript has 3 exons.
GUGAGGUCAGAGAUAAGUACACGAAAGUUUUGUUACUGUUGCUUAUAUUCAAACAUUUUUAAUUUUUAUAAAAAAACGCCAUUAGGUAUUUUGUUAAAUGAUAACCAAUUACCAAUUUAGUGUGUGCACAGAAACCACAUAAACAAUGUCGAUAAGUUCGCCCAGUUGCCUAUUUAUACGACUAAGUAGAAGAAACACAUUGAUUACCUCUCGAAAAUGUUCUACUCAAUCAGUAUUGACCAAAGAAGUGGGAAAGAACGCAUUAGUUAUAUUAAAUAGACCCAAAGUACUGAACUCGCUGAAUGUGAAUCUACAGAAGAAUGUAUACAAAACCCUAAUGGACUUACAAAACAAAAAAUCACUAAUCGUUAUCAAAGGUGCAGGAGAUCGAGCGUUUAGUUCUGGUGGAGACCUGGUGCUUCUGAAAGAGGCAGGUUUGAAGCAAGAUUGGGUAUACACUAACGAAAUGAUUAUCUAUCAUAAUGCCAUUAUACAUCUUGUUAGGAACUAUAAAAUACUUAUUGUUGCUCUCAUGAAUGGAAUAACAAUGGGUGGAGGUGCUGGAUAUUCAGUUAACUCGAGGUUCCGUGUAGCCACGGAAAAGACAAAAUUUGCAAUGCCGGAGGUAAAGGUAGGGUUUCUUCCCAAUGCUUCUGCUACUUACUUCUUCCACCGCACCAUUGGUCACCUAGGGUAUUACUUAGCUUUAACAGGCAAUACAAUAACCGGAUCAGACGUAUUGAGGGCAGGAUUUGCUACUCAUUAUUGCAACCACAGCGACUUGCCUUUACUUGAAGAGGAGCUUUUACGUUGUUCCUCCGAUGGAAGCAUUAAUGCAGUGCUUGACACAUUCUGCCAAAAAGAUAUUCCUGAGUUAACUUUACAACCUGUAAUGGACAAGAUAAAAAAAUGCUUUUCGGAGCCAACUGUAGAAAGUAUUUUUGCUAAAUUAAGAGAUGAUGGAUCGCCAUGGGCUAGAGAUACCCUUAAUUUAAUGGAAAAAUACUCACCAAGUAGCUUAAAAGUAAUAUUAAAACAAUUGCAGAAAGGUAAAUGUAUGAGUUGGUUGGAAUGUUUGAACAUGGAGUAUAAUUUGACUGUCAACUUUUACAAAUUUAAGGAUUUAUAUGAAGGUACACGAGUUGUCCUACAAGACAAAAAUGACACUCCCAAAUGGGAUCCACCAAAUCUGGCUGGUGUUACAGAAGAACUAGUAGAAAAACAUUUUGAACAAAUUUCACAAGAAGAAUUCAACAAAUUAAUGAAAGACAUUGAAAAAUCAUAAACCGGAAUAAAAGAAACUACUGAUAAAUAUGAAAUAUGUUUUCGAAAUAUGUACGAGAUAUGUAUCGAAAAUCGAUAGAUUAUCUAUAUUUUUUGAUAUUGAUAUUUAUACAUUGUAAAACGUUAAAUAAAAUAAGUUGAAACAUGAA